Penicillium nucicola is the source of this 1137-nucleotide messenger RNA. RefSeq names its product alpha/beta hydrolase. The transcript has 2 exons. Bases 1 to 1137 code for a protein of 378 amino acids. NCBI's taxonomy places the organism in Eukaryota, Fungi, Ascomycota, Eurotiomycetes, Eurotiales, Aspergillaceae. The record is from RefSeq and is a predicted model, not a curated record.
AUGCACAUCCCAAGCUUGAGCCUGAUGGCCAUCAUGGCUGGAGUCGCAAGUGCCAAGACUUGCUAUGACAUGACUGUGAAAGUCCCGAUUACAGCCCGUAAUGGUGUGUUCGACAAGAUCAGCACUCCCCAGACCAACCUGGACGCUACUGCCUUCGCCCUCCACGCAAGUACGCAGGCUGCCAACGUGACAGCGGAUGUUUUGUCUGGCUAUGCUACCAUCUCUGGUCUCUACGAUAUCUCGGCCCAGUACUGUAUGCCCGACAAGGGCGGAGACAGCCCUCAUGUACUUCAGAUCCUGACCCACGGAAUGGGCUUUGACAAAAGCUAUUGGGACCUGCCCUAUCAGAACUACAACUACUCCUACGUCGACCAUGCUUUGUCUCAGGGCUAUCAUACUCUGGCCUAUGAUCGACUCGGCCUCGGCAAAUCCUCCCACGGAGAUGCGAAGAAUGAGAUCCAGUCAUUCUUGGAACUGGAGGCUCUGGCCCAGCUUACCCGGAUGGUGCGUGAGGGUUCCAUCUCUGAUUCAUGCAUCAAGCAACCUUCCAAGAUCGUCCAUGUCGGCCAUUCAUUUGGGUCUGCCCAGACAUACGGCUUGACAGCCAAAUACCCCGAUCUCUCCGAUGGAAUCAUCCUGACUGGAUUCUCGAUGAACGCUUCUUUCAUGGGCAUGUUCAUUUCCGGUGCCAAUUUCCAACAAGCUCGUCUCGACAAAGGCCGGGAAUCAGACUAUACCGCUGGUUACUUCACCAGCGGCGAUAUCAGCAACAACAUGUACCUCUAUUUUGCCCCUGGAAACUUCGACACCGAUCUUCUGGCCUAUGCCGAAGCGACCAAACAGCCAUCCACCAUCGGUGAAAUCCUGACUGUCGCCAGUAUGGCCCCUCUGAAUCAGUUCGCCGGCCCCGUGUAUAUCAUCAAUGGCGAUAAGGAUAUUCCCUUUUGUGGAGGUGACUGCUUUGCCACUGGAGGUGCCGCAGUAUCCAUUGCCGCGGCUGCCGAGCCGGUCUUCCCUUCGGCCAGUACUUUCUCUGCCUACAUUCAACCGAACACUGGCCAUGGUAUCAACUUGCAUUACAACGCCACUGGGGCCUACCAGCAGAUCCAUAACUUCCUGAGGGCAAAUGGGUUAUAG